Molecule: messenger RNA, 888 nt
Organism: Ostertagia ostertagi
Lineage: Eukaryota; Metazoa; Nematoda; Chromadorea; Rhabditida; Trichostrongylidae
Source: the annotation of a GenBank genome assembly
AUGGCCUUCAAACUGAAGGAAUUCAAAACGAGGGAAUCGCUUCUCACUGUCCUCUUCCGUGAAACGGAAAUGAGCGUGGUCUACAACAUUUUCGCCGGCACCUUCAUCCUUUUCUUCCUCAGAGCUCUGAUUGAUGACAUCUUCACACAUGGCAUGCCAUUCCAUCAUUUCUGGCUUAUCGGAUGGAAUUUCAAACAUUUUCUACCAACGAUGCUUGUUUGGUCGCUGAUGUUUCUUUCUACAUUUUUGCCCUACGCGACAUUCAAGAUUUGGGCACACGCCCCUGCUAAAGUCGUUAGCGUCAAGUCUGAGCUUCCAAUGCUCACUGCUUACAUCGUUUAUCUUACAACAUUCUUCUAUUUCCCCCUUAAAUUUCUAUUCUCCUGGGAACUCAACUGUGCGUGCUCAUUCAUAAUUACAUGCGAAACGACACGAAUCGCUAUGAAACUGCACUCGUUUCUGCGUGAGAAUAUGCCACGGGCUAUCGCUAGGAAGACAAGCGGAGCAGUAGUACAGCCAGGCACCAUUUCUGAAUGGCCCAGUGUGGAGCAAUACGUGUACUUCAUGUUCUGUCCGUCGUUCAUCUACCGGGAUGAAUAUCCGAGAACUGAUACAAGAUGCCUCAAAAAGGCAGCUGUGCACUUUCUCCAUUGCUUCAUACUGAUCGAGUUUGUCAAUUUGCAAUUCACACAUAUACAACCUUAUCAGUACGCAGUAUCGUACUUUCGUUAUUCGCCGGUAUUGUACCAGGCAUUGUGUGCCUUGUUCUCGCUAUUUUAUGGUCUUUUACACUCAUGGUUGAACGGGUUCGCCGAGCUGAUGCGUUUCGGUGAUCGGCAAUUUUAUAUGGUCAGUUUAUUUAUUAUGUGUAGACAAAGUACAAAUACA